UCAUAAAUAUUUGUUUUAUUGAUAUUAUCGCUCCCCAAACCUGUAAAUUAAUUUUUGGCUGUGAAAUAUGAUUUGUAAGAUUUACCUCCCCUUUGAUGCAAUCUCUAGGCAGAGGAGGUUAAAAAAGUGAAGAGACGCCAAAUGGAGGUCACAUUGAAAACAUAAUUUAUGACAAUGGGGUGAAUACAAGUUAUUUGAUCAUUAUGACCUUAUCAGUUUCCAUCAGAAGCAACCAUGAGAUUAUUUUAAUUUAGCUUGACCUAUUUUUUCAUGAAAAAUGGAUGAAAACGCACUAGGUUUAGCAGCUGAAUGUCCUGCUAUAUGUAACUUUUAUAAUGGAUCCGGAGGAUCUGAAUGUGAUCUUGCAAACAUUUGUUCUGUUUAUGAGUGUGACAGGGAUAUUAUGAAUCACUUAUACAGUUUACAAAGUGCACAAAUUCUAGACAGGUGUGUGUCUAAUGCUCACAUAUGUCCUGAGUACAUAGUAAUAUUGUAUCGAAGUGGGUAUUUCAUUAUCGAUAAGGCAGUGCUUUCUCUGAAAAUAUGCCUGAAGCACCGCGAAGAGUUGGGAGCAAGGUGGAAAAGAUCAAAGAGAACUUGUUCUUAUCCUGAUCAUCGGGGUAAUAUGAAAGCUGAAAGAGGGGCCAGUCCAAAAAUGUGUAAAGAACUCUGGUUAAAAACAAGACAGAUUAUUCCAGUAGGAUCAGCAAUUUGCAAAAGGUGCUCAAUGGAUCAUAAGAAGAAUGUGUCCCCAUCAUACAAUGUAAAGUAUGUAGAAGAACUAGGUAAUAAUUUUGCUGUAUAUUAUUUAGUUAUAUACAUAAAUGUAAUAAACUGACAAACAUCCAUGUAUACAAUU
Molecule: messenger RNA, 859 nt
Organism: Magallana angulata
Lineage: Eukaryota; Metazoa; Mollusca; Bivalvia; Ostreida; Ostreidae
Exons: 2
Coding region: 278-838 (186 amino acids)
Source: RefSeq, a predicted model, not a curated record